Neocloeon triangulifer is the source of this 1566-nucleotide messenger RNA. RefSeq lists its product as uncharacterized. The transcript is spliced from 5 exons. Gene Ontology annotation, molecular function: chitin binding. The record is from RefSeq and is a predicted model, not a curated record. Gene Ontology annotation, cellular component: extracellular region. NCBI's taxonomy places the organism in Eukaryota, Metazoa, Arthropoda, Insecta, Ephemeroptera, Baetidae. The coding region runs from base 115 to 1422 and encodes 435 amino acids.
GGAGCACAGCGAGGCUCAGGAGCAGCAGACGCAGUUUUGCCGCGGCAGUGCUUCAGCGACAGGCGAGCAGUGAAAGUCUCAUCGACGCGCUUCUUAAGCCAAAUGUGAGCGGUGAUGGCGAGACCCGAGAAAGCACACAGGAGGCGGCGGCCACUUUUCAGCAACGCGGUCCACCCAGUCUGCUGCGUCUUGAUGACCAUUUUAUUUGUCAUCAUCCAAGCGUCGGAGGCGCAAAACGACCAGCAAACCACCACGCCAAAGCAGAAGCGAGAGGACGAAGCGAUCCCGGUUACAUCAUUUUCGUGCAAAGGUCGGGUGCCAGGUUACUAUGCAGAUCUUGAGACUGGAUGUCAGGUUUAUCACAUGUGCGCAGCUGGAGGUCAAAAAUUCAGCUACCGAUGCCCAUAUCAGACGCUCUUUCAGCAGCGUAUGAUGGUGUGCGAUCACUGGUUCAUGGUGGAUUGCAAAAACUCUCACCUUUACUUCGCCGCCAACGAGAGAAUUGGCGUCAAAAACCAACCAUUUAUUCAAAAAGAUGAAAAAAUCACCAGGGACUUUGUUGCAGAUUCAUUUUACCCUCUGAAGCUUGAAACUCGCGCCCAGGCCAAAGCAAUUGAGGCGCCUUCGAGUUUCAACAGAUUUCCGGCCAGUAUAGAAGAGCCGGACAAAGAUCUUCUGCCGCCAUUGGAAAACAAUGUCGACCUCACAGAGAGGGCUGAUUUUGGAUCCGACUUAGAAGAUUCAACCUUGCCAAGCAUCAUCAACAAAGAACUAACCCCUGUGCCAAAUUUUGCGCCCUCCAACAAACCCUUUUUCAGCCCCCGCACAACUGGAGUCACAAAUUCACCCUUUAACCAGCCUUCGUCCAGACCGACCACCGUGAAGUCUGCGUCAAGCUUCCAAUUCAGCAGGAGUCCUCCCUUUUUUUCGACCCUUCAGCCGCAAAAUCAAACUGCAGUCCGGCCGAUGGGACUUUCUUCAACCACCCUAUCAGUCAUAAAAUCAUCCUUCUUUGGAAAUUUCCCGCAGGCAGUGAGCAGAUCUACGCAGAGUUUCAUCCCCAGCACCACCCCAAAGCCCCUGACCACACUAUUGGACAACAUUCUCAGUCCCUCCACCAUCAACUCGCUGCUCAGAGGACCAACAAAGAAGAACAAGGAGCCAAAGCAACUCAGGGUAAUGCUGGACACGAGGAGAAUGUUUUACAUCCCGGAAAACGACGAAAAUUUGGAAAGCAUACCUUCGGAACAAGAGCAACAAAGCAUAAAUUUCAAUUUCCCAGAGCCACUUUCAGUUGAUGCGAAACCAAUGAGAUUCAAGGAGCACCCACAUCACGCUGUCGGAGAUGAAGAGUGUCCUCCUCAGUGCUUCCCUGCAUUUUUCAAACCAGGCACUUGCGAGCCCUGCGUUAUUUUGCGGUGAUCGUUUAAUUGAUUGUGCGCUCGACAAAAGGACUCCUCUUUUAAUUAAAAUAAAAUUUAUGAACUUUUUGCUGCAAAUUUACCUGUAUUACUGCAAAGUACCAAGUAGUGUUGGCAUGUAGUUCCCGAAUAAAAUAUUUUUUAG